This is a messenger RNA of Drechmeria coniospora, 612 nucleotides long. Its product is annotated as DNA replication complex GINS protein psf-3. NCBI's taxonomy places the organism in Eukaryota, Fungi, Ascomycota, Sordariomycetes, Hypocreales, Ophiocordycipitaceae. Gene Ontology annotation, biological process: mitotic DNA replication initiation. The transcript has a single exon. Gene Ontology annotation, cellular component: GINS complex. The coding region runs from base 1 to 612 and encodes 203 amino acids. The record is from RefSeq and is a predicted model, not a curated record.
AUGUCGUACUACGAUGUGAACUCCAUCCUGACAGAUGCCGAGGUGCGAACCCCCAUCACCGUCACCGCAACGACUCUCGUGCUCUCCCACCAUCUAACCCCCGCGGCGAUGCAGAAAGUCCCCUGCCAAUUCGAGCUCGACUGCCCUUACCUCGGCCACCUCGACAACAGCACGUCGGGACUCAAACCCGGCACGGCUCUCACGCUACCGCUCUGGCUCGCCGAAAUGCUUGCGCUCGCCGCCGCUGGCGAGGACUCCAAGGCGCCGCUGACGCUCAACCUGCCGUCAUGCCUCUCGGACCAGGUGGCGGCCGCGCUCAAGGCCGACCCGCGAGCCGUCCCGCUGCGAGACCUGAGCGCUCAUUUUUACGGCAUCGGCGUCCGCAUGCUCGAUCUCUUUGACGAGCGAGAUCUGAGCGCCGUCCUUCGCCGCACCUUUGUCGUCCGCGCCGGCGACGUCGGUCUGCACGCCCGCAAGGCUGACGAGAGCAUCGGUGGCCAUGGCCAGGAGUUUCUACGAGGACUGGAAGAGUGGGAACGCCUACUGUUUCGUCGCGCGCACGAGGGUGUCAAGGGAGCCAAGGAGUGGACCGAGAAGGUCAAGAAGAAUUAA